Molecule: messenger RNA, 1290 nt
Organism: Exophiala bonariae
Lineage: Eukaryota; Fungi; Ascomycota; Eurotiomycetes; Chaetothyriales; Herpotrichiellaceae
Exons: 2
Coding region: 1-1290 (429 amino acids)
Molecular function (GO): protein binding
Source: RefSeq, a predicted model, not a curated record
AUGAAGCUCGAUUCAAUCUCAUUUGGCGUUCUAUCCUUGUUCGCUACGUUGGUCGCGGCGAGCAUCCCUUUGGCGGAGGACAAAUCGACAAACACACCAAGCCAGGCAAUUCUCGAGCCUGAAGGUCACAGUACUAGCGACUCAGCAUCAACUGAGAGUGAGCAGACACUCGUCUCGUAUUUUCCAUGGACGCACAACCCCGUCUGCGGAACACAACACGACGAAUUCGGCCAUCCAUUCUGCGUUUACACAAAUGCGUCGUUCAGCAACGGGAGAGGAAUAUCCAUUCUGACCACGUCUGCCGUGGCCGAGAAAUUCGCAGCUCUCCCACCAUUCCAGAAUUCGACUGCGCUCUCCUCUCAUGGCAUCAACACCGUCGACACAGAGACGAAAGACAGGCCGUGGUACACGGCUUCCAUCCCGGGAAAAGGGGUGGGCAUGCGUGCAUCUCGGCCACUUCAGCGUGGCGACUUGAUCACGGCGUACACUCCAGUCGUGCUUGCGCACAUAGGAGAUCAGAUGUUUACCGAAGAACGGGAGAAGUUGCUGCGGUUGGCUGUUGAGCAGCUCCCGGCGGCAAGCAGAGAUGCGUAUCUGGACCUGGCGAAGAUUUACGACGAGGCCGAUGUUGUGGCUCAGGACGUGCUCAAGGCCAAUGGCUUUGACAUGGAGAUUGGUGGCUUGAAGCACGGUGCGGUGUUUCCAGAAGCUUCACGUUAUAACCAUGCGUGUGCGCCGAACGCACAGUACUUCUUCGCUGCCGACUUACUAACACACUAUGUGCACGCCGUGCGACCCAUCGAGAAGGACGAGGAAAUCACCAUCUCGUACGCACCACCCCUCCGCUUGCACGCCGAACGACAGGAAUACUUCCAAUCGGUAUUCCACUUCACGUGCACGUGUCCACGCUGCUCGCCAGAGACACACAACCACGACCGCACCGUCGCAGACGCAGAUCAGGCAACGCAAAGCAUCGCCGCUUUGCAGUGGGAGCUUUCGCAGUGGACGCCGGACUCGAUGGCGAGCGUCAAGAAGGCCGAGGCGCUCUUGAAGUUGUAUGAAGCCGAGGGUUUGGAGGGCUUCAUGGAUCUCGCGUACGGACAUGCCGCUCUCACGUAUAAUGGUGUGGGCAGCAUGAGGGGAGCGAAGAAAUACGCCGAUCUGGCAGUCGAGGCGACGUGGUUGAAAUAUGGGUUUGAUGACAAGGGGAGGAAGAAGGUCGAAGAGUGGCAGGAAUUUGCCAAUGAUCCGAAGGGCCAUGCUACAUGGAGAGCGAGGAAGACGUACUAG